Messenger RNA from Cydia strobilella, 1743 nucleotides. RefSeq names its product neuronal membrane glycoprotein M6-a (gene M6). The coding region runs from base 133 to 876 and encodes 247 amino acids. Gene Ontology annotation, cellular component: plasma membrane. The record is from RefSeq and is a predicted model, not a curated record. The transcript has a single exon. Gene Ontology annotation, biological process: neuron projection development. NCBI's taxonomy places the organism in Eukaryota, Metazoa, Arthropoda, Insecta, Lepidoptera, Tortricidae.
GUACUCCGAGUGUUUCUUGACUUGACUUGACUCAAACACUCUUGUGUUGAUGAAUCACUUAAGUAAAAUUUGGACAAAGAACGGAAAUAAGAAUCUUUAUUAUAACUUAUAAGUGACAGUGUAUUCUCCAAAAUGGGAUGUCAGGCGUGUCUGACCCGGGUGCCUUAUGCAACCCUUAUAGCAACCAUUAUGUGCUGCAUGGGCGUGGGAGUGUUUUGUGGCACUAUGUACAAAGGGUCGCAGUUAUCAAUACAAAUGUUCGACCAAGUAUUUCACUUCCGUCUGAUAUGGAUGGAAGCAUUAAAGAUGAUAUUCGUCGUCGGCAGCGCGUGCAUGGCAGCCCUCGGGCUAAUGCUGCUGUGCCUCGGCUGCUUGACGACGGGGGCGACGCGGCAGAAGGUGUACCGGGCGUGGCGCGCGCGCGUCAGCGGCCGCGUCUCCUGCGCGGUGUUCAUGGUCAUCACCUACAUACUAACCUUCACCUGGAUCGUCCUGUUGGGAUUCCUGGUCAUAACGACAUUCUUAUUCACCAUCUUCUGGAAGCUCUGUUCCAAACCUGAGAACAUCAAGUUGGCUACGUGUAUUGACUUCACGCAGUUUGAUUUCAUGUUCCCUUCCAAUGUGAAACAAGAAGACAUGAAAAUCUGCGAUUCACAAAUGAUGAAAUUUUUUUGCAAAGAUUAUGUGGAGAAGGCAGAAUUUAUGUUUAUUUUGGCUAUGGUGUCCUGUGUUCUUGUAAUACUAAGCUUAGUACACUACCUUAUGUGCCUGUCUGCUAAUUAUGCACACAUUAGAGAUCAUGAGAAGUUCCAAGAACUACAAGAGCUGCAGUACUUGACAAAUCCUGACAUGCAUGCAUCUAAAGAUCGUUUCUAGUACAUAGCCCGCGCACCCCUCCUGCGCUCUCUGGAGGCCACUACUAAAAUGUGACGUUAAUAAAAAGAAAGAUGGAAAUUCCACAGUUUUGUGUUCACCUGUACAUUUAUGUAAUUGAGAAAGACUGACCAGCAGUGAAUUAGCCCUGAAACAUUGUAAUAUAACAUCUUGAAAGAUAAUAUUUGUUCACAUCUUUACAUAUCUAAAAUGACUAUGUGUUGUUGUUUAGCACUCAUAGUACUUAAAAGCAAUUUUGCGUAAUUAAGUUUGACCUUAAUGUUUUGAAUUACUUGUGCUCAAAGUUUUUCCAGAUAAAUGAGUGUUCUCUUGAGAUAUUGUUAAUUGUGUUGCAACUUACCUACUGCUGGAGCCACUAUUGUUUGGCGAUCAACUUCCUACAGUACUUGUUGCACAGUAAACAUUUCCUCUUGCUAUCUGCAAGUAUCCAUUUAGGCAGCCUAUUUUAAGUAUUGUAAGUAGACUGAUUACAAUUUGAGUUUGGUCCAUUUUCCUACAUUCCUCUAGUUUUAAGUGAUAUGUUAUAUUGACUUAAGUGUAUUAGUAAUCGUAAGGAACACUUAGUGGACACCUUUUUAUAUAUUUAGAAUAAUAUAUUUUAUUCAAAUAGGUGCUUUUACAAUUUUUUCUUUUGGCAUUUAAGUACUCUCUUUUUAUCCUUUUGGCAAUGUGCACAUGACUGGCAUCCGCCUGUAACUAUGGGCCACUUUACAUCAGCUGUGUACCGGCUAAUAGAUUUAAAUUCUUGGCCAACGUUGGUUUUUUUUAAGUUUAUGUUAUGUGAUAUUUUUAUCCUCUCAUAUUGUUAGUCUGGUUGACAUUAAGUGUACAGUAAGCUUCAGAGAUAAC